AGCUGCUUUACUGUGCAGAAACUUGCCAAUAUAGACAGGGUCUCAGGAAUCAAGUUGCAUUACUGAGGCCUUGUCUGCACCUCAAAUGUAGGUCGACCUAGCUACGUCGCUCAGGGCUGUGAAAAAUUUUAAGUCCUCUGUGGUGUGGUAGAGCCAACCUAACCCCCACUGUAGAUUCAGUAGGUCAGAGGACGAAUUCUUCCAUCAACCUAGCUGUUGCUUCUUGGAGAGGUGGAUUGCCUUUGUUGACAGAAAAACCCCUUCUGUUGCUGUAGGAAGCGUCUUUGCUGCAGUGCUUAUGUAGAUGUACGCUGAGUCUCUCUGUCUUGAGAAAAGAACUCUGUCCUUUGGGGAGGAGAUGCCUACUGUGUCUUCUUCCAUUAGUCAGAACCUAAGAAAUGAUCGAAACUUCCUCUCCCCCACUCAGUUCAUAUAGGUCUCUGCCCCUAAUUAUAUCCUGCCUAUAGUACAAUUCAACUACACACAACUGGUCCACUGAUUCUCUUGUUCUGCCACAACACAUGAUUCAGAGUGAAGCGAUGACAGUAAAACUGCUUGGAUUCCUGGAUAGAUGUUCCCAUGUUUUAAUGAAAAUAUGUGAGUGCCAAGGCCUUCAUAAACCUAGGCAUCCAGUGUUAAAACUAAGCAAUGAUGUGGUCAGGGCAUCAUUCAGAACUCUAGCACCAAACAGAGUCUUGAACUUGUGCACUCCUGAAACUGCUACCUAUUGCUUGACAAACCUGUGUGAACGACUCAAGAAUUGGCAAAGGUCAGAAGCAAAGAUUGUGAAUUACCAGAUCGGAGAAGUUUAUCCUCCAUUCAGGGACCAUUUUGAUACUCUAAGGACUGUGAUAUACAAGCAUGGACUAAGUAGUGUUAGAAAGUUUAUGAAAAUGCCAAAAAGAUCUUAUUCAGUUGUAUCAACUAGUAAAAUACUGCCAAAACAAAGUAUUCUGCCAACUAAGAGACCACCGAAGGCACCUAGGACCAAACAGCCAUCCAGAGCUAACCAGCCACUAGUAUCAGAAACUGAGGAUCUGAUGCAGUGUACAGCCUUCGCAACAGCAGAUGAAUAUCAUCUUGGUAAUCUAUGUCAUGACCUGACUUCAUAUGGAUAUGUUGAAAUAACAAGUUUGCCUAGAGAUGCAGCAAAUGUUUUGGUGAUUGGCACAGAAAACGCUGCAAAAGAAUAUGAUCCUGGUAUGAUCUUUUUCUUCAGGGAAGGAUCUGUUGUGUUUUGGAAUGUGGAAGAGAAAACUAUGAAGAAAAUAAUGCAAGUGCUGGAGCGGCAUGAAAUUCAGCCUUAUGAAGUUGCACUGGUUCAUUGGGAGAAUGAAGAAAUUAACUAUAGGAGAGGAGAAGGCCAGUCAAAGCUCCACAGAGGAGAAAUCUUGUUAAAUUCUGACCUGGAUAUUGAUGAAGUAAUUCUGCAGAAAUUUGCCUUUUCAAAUGCUCUUUGCCUUUCUGUAAAACUGGCCCUUUGGGAAUCAUCCUUGGAUAAUUUUGUGGAAUCUAUCCAGUCAAUUCCUGAGAUAUUAAAAUCAAGAAAAAAAGUGAAACUCUCUCAUGCUGAUGUAAUGCAGAAAAUUGGGGAACUCUUUGCCUUACGGCACUGUAUAAAUCUGAGUUCAGACCUGUUGAUAACUCCUGACUUCUACUGGGACAGAGAAAACCUUGAAGAGCUUUAUGACAAAACCUGUCAGUUUCUCAGCAUUAAUCGCAGAGUUAAGGUAAUGAAUGAGAAACUUCAGCACUGCAUGGAGCUGACAGACCUGAUGCGAAAUCACCUGAAUGAAAAACGUGCACUGCGCUUGGAAUGGAUGAUAGUCAUACUCAUCACUAUAGAGGUCAUGUUUGAACUUGCCCGAGUAGUUUUCUGACCAUGGCAGAAGCUAAGAACAUCUGAGAAAAGUAUGACAGGACCAUAUUCACAACAGAAAAAAGUUCCUUGCUCCCACCUCUUUAUUUUCUUGUACACUUCUUGAAAAUGCUGUCUUACUAAAUAAAUGUAUUUAUGUAUAAAUGUACAUCUGUUCAAAUAAACUGUGAACUUAGUGAAUAAAUUGUAAGUUAGGUUCAGCACUA
Molecule: messenger RNA, 2085 nt
Organism: Trachemys scripta elegans
Lineage: Eukaryota; Metazoa; Chordata; Testudines; Emydidae
Gene: RMND1
Product: required for meiotic nuclear division 1 homolog
Exons: 12
Coding region: 522-1880 (452 amino acids)
Biological process (GO): positive regulation of mitochondrial translation
Source: RefSeq, a predicted model, not a curated record